Ixodes scapularis (black-legged tick) is the source of this 1086-nucleotide messenger RNA. RefSeq names its product heparan sulfate glucosamine 3-O-sulfotransferase 5. Bases 1 to 1086 code for a protein of 361 amino acids. The record is from RefSeq and is a predicted model, not a curated record. The transcript has a single exon. Gene Ontology annotation, molecular function: [heparan sulfate]-glucosamine 3-sulfotransferase activity. NCBI's taxonomy places the organism in Eukaryota, Metazoa, Arthropoda, Arachnida, Ixodida, Ixodidae.
AUGCACACCGACCCCUGGUCCCUGCAACCCAGCCGGUCCCGGCUACUGGCUCUCUGCCUGGCGGUCGCCUGCGCCACCUGCUACCUGGCCGCGCACCUGCUAACCCUAACCCAGCAGCAGCCGCCGUCCACGUCCAUCUUCUUCAUCUCGGGCGUGGCCCCUCCCCCGAGCCCGCCGGUGGGGGCCCAUCAAGAACCCCACCAACCACAGCAGCGGGGGCUUCAGUCUCACCAGGAACCACGGCCACGGUCUCCUGGCUCCCCGUCGACGUCCAGAAUCGUCCGCUUUCCUAAGACCCGAAGACGUCUACCGCAGUGCGUCAUCAUCGGCGCUCGCAAGUGCGGUACCCGGGCGCUCCUGGAGUUCCUCAACAUCCAUCCGGGAGUCCGGAAGGCGCCGGACGAAGUGCAUUUCUUCGACGACGAUUCCAAGUACGCCAUGGGGAUAGAAUGGUACCGUCGCCGCAUGCCUUACUCCUUCCCACAUCAGCUGACGGUGGAAAAAUCGCCUGCUUAUUUCGUCACCGAAGCGGCUCCAGGACGGGUGUGGGCCAUGAACGCGUCCAUUCUGCUCCUUCUCAUCGUCAGAGACCCCGUGGUGCGCCUGGUGUCCGACUAUGCCCAGCUGGCGGCCAACCGGCAGCUGAGGGACAAGGCGAGACCUCAGCUGCCCUUCGAGCAAGUGGUCCUCUUGCCGGACGGUUCGGUGAACACCGAGUACAGACCGGUGAGGACGAGCAUGUACGCCGUGUACUUCAGGCGGUGGCUGUCCCACUUCCAAAGGCAGCAGAUGCACGUCAUCGACGGCGAUCGACUAGUCAAGGAACCUUACGAGGAGAUGCGCCGCGUCGAGACCUUCCUGAGACUUCCGCACAAGAUUCCCAAGUCUUCGUUUUACUUUAACAGGACGAAAGGCUUCUACUGUGUGCGGAACGACACGGUGGACAAGUGUCUCAACGACAGCAAGGGCAGGAAGCAUCCUGACGUGCCCGGUUCUGUGGUCAGUCGGUUGAGACAGUUCUAUGCGCCCUUCAAUCGUGAGUUUUACCAGAUGGUUGGGAAGGACUUUGGCUGGCCCGAGGAGUGA